AUGUACUGGACCAACCCCACAAAGUUCAUGCAAUGGUCACUACGAAAACCUAACCUGGUGGCCAUUUCGCUAAAUGCUCGUGUAAUUGAAGUGGAGAUCUGCCAUACGGUAAAGAUGAAGUAAGUUACCUUUCUGCCAAGUCCGACUCAAUGUGCCAUUCCCGUAACGAUACGAAACUCCACAUGGUUCAUAGAUCGUCGCUCGGAGACAAUAAGUCGAACUCCGUUCAUCGAAGAAAGCUGUGGCCAGGAGACAUACUUGAUGGUGAAUUCGACACUACGUGUAUGAUAGAAUCUCGGGACGGGUGCGACCAACAAAAACGAAUCCGAUCAAUAACGUUUCUUUGGACACUGCCGUACCCAACUGGCAAUUCUUAAACCGCGAAGUACAGUUCAAAGAAAUUAUGAUACACAAAUCGCACGAGUUAGAAGAACAACUGAUCGAUGCAAUGGAGAAGGCCAACCAGGACAUUACAGAAGUGUUGAUCUAUGACAAUCAAGCAUUGGAGCACCACUCGUUCAAGGAAGAACUCCUGUCCUACUCCUAUCAUUGGAUUUAG
Molecule: messenger RNA, 559 nt
Organism: Bursaphelenchus okinawaensis
Lineage: Eukaryota; Metazoa; Nematoda; Chromadorea; Rhabditida; Aphelenchoididae
Source: the annotation of a GenBank genome assembly